Nematocida homosporus is the source of this 642-nucleotide messenger RNA. RefSeq lists its product as uncharacterized. NCBI's taxonomy places the organism in Eukaryota, Fungi, Microsporidia. The transcript has a single exon. The record is from RefSeq and is a predicted model, not a curated record. Bases 1 to 642 code for a protein of 213 amino acids.
AUGAGAAAGACUAAGUAUUAUGUCUCGCUGAUCCUUUGUCAGGUGGUUCUGGCCCUCUUGUUCAAUUCUACACAUUGCAAGCGAAGCUCGUCUCGCUAUAACCAAAGCAUAGACCCAGAGGAAUGGGUCACCACCACAGCCCAGGGGAUUAAGGCCAGUGGUAAAUCGGCUUUAAAUUCGCUCAACUCAACCUUCACUGCCAGAAAGACCAAGAAGCCAGUAUUCAAGAGUGCACUGAAAGAACCAGAAGAGAAAACCUCCAGCAAUCCAUCCAAAUCCAAGUCUUCGCGCCGCGAAAUUGACUUAAGCGAUCUACCAGCCACCCCAGAUGGGCCAAUAAAGAAGGGCAGUUCCAGCAAAUCUAAGAAAGACAGUAGUUUAACUGAAGAGGAAGAUCUUCCAGAAGCACAGCCCGCCAGCCAGCCAUCCUCAUCUUUCAUCAGUUCAUCGGUAAUUUUCUAUGGGGGCAUGAUACUUUUAGCCGUAGCUGGAGGAGGUUUUUUGGUAGUAGCACUAUCUUACAUUGUUUCUCACUUCAUGGCCCAGCGAAGCAGCCGUCUUCGCUAUCUCGAAGCAAUCCAAAAAGCCGCAUACACUCGCCGAGGCGACGGACUAGACAAUUAUAGAGAUGUUGCCGAAUGA